CGUUUAUUAGUGUCUGUACUGCUGGCCAAAGCGGACGCGGCAAUUCGUUUUCUAUCCGUUGUGUUUCUUUCCUGUUUCACUCUAUCUUUCUCUCUCAACGCACUUUUCUACUGUGGUUCUGGUGGCAGCCGUGCGAAAGAAGCUGCCGAUCGCGUACCUGAAUGUAGUUUUCUCGGCUAAUGAUUGCCUACUUUGUGCGCGAUUCUGACGUUUCGUUCCAAUUUUAAGUUUGUUUUUGGUGCCACGCGAGGAAAAAGCCGUGCUCUAUAACUGGAAUUUCCCCAUUUUGGAAGAAUAUUGUUGUUUUUUUCGUUUGUUGGACAAAAAGAGUGUAAUGGAGAAAAUCAAUUGUUGUUUACCUGAGUUCACAAACGUAUGCCCGAACGUCGCGUCGUUCGGUCAGCAGCGGUGAGCUAUCAAGGUGAUUUUUAUCAACAAAGAACCCUGAGAGUGGUGACAAACAAAAUUUAAUAUUAAACAGCGUCACGUGUGAAAAUAAUUGGAUUUGUUGGAUAAAUCAGAGGUGACGGAGAACCAGCAUCAGGAACGUGUGAAAGAACCUGACAGGAAGCUCAUUUUCUUCGAUAGUCUACAAAAGAACAAAAGAAGAAUCUGCCACUUCGAUUAGUAUAUACUAUCGAGCUCGUCACGGACAGAUGGACGCCAAUAUUUCGGUUGGAAAUAUGCAAUAGUAGCCCGGAUAAACAACACCCUCCGUUUGGCUGUGAAUCAUCAGUCUUAACCAGAGAGCGAGAGGGGGAGGGAAGCAAAAAAAACAGAUAUUGAUUUCACCUACCGCCUAAAGUCAGCAUAUCAUCAUAUCGCAGUAAACAGUCGAUCAAAGCAAAUCCAACAAUCCGGUUCGCUUUAAGGAAUGACAAUCGAAAUGGCAGGCCUUGCGACGUCGGAUAUCUGCGCAGACACGAAACUGGCCCGGGAGAAGGCAGUCAUGGGUGACUACGACUCGGCUGGGCUUUACUACAAGGGAGUGCUGGACACGCUGCAGCAGUUAUUGAUGAGCAUCUCGGAACCGAUGCGGCGCGGCAAAUGGACAAUGAUAAUGCAGGAAAUUAACAAAGAGUUCACCCAGAUGAAGCUGAUCCAAAAGACGCUGUCCGAUAUCACGAUGGACCUACAGGAUGCGCCCCUGUUGGCGAGUUGUCGUACCACACUGCAGGAGACAGCCAACAAAGAUACGUCGAUAUGGCUUCGUGGUGAUCCGGAUGUUUGGAGCCCACCACCACCGUUAGAUCACAAUACGGGCGGUCGAACUUUAGCUCCGCGCAAUCAGACACGCUCCAGUAUAGGGUUAAACCGGAAGGCUGAGGUCAACAGAAAGAAUGCAGUGACCAAAUCAACAACGGUCGCUGCCGGUAGAAAAUCAAUUAGCUCAAAUAUUCGAGCCACGGCGACUAACGGUAAGCCGCCGGGCGGGACACUGCCACGAAAUAAAGGCAAGGUGGUCGGAAAUGCUGCCGGAGAUGGUGGAAAUGAAGGAGGUAAAGGAGAGAAAGGCGAUAAAGAGAAAAUCGACGAGGACAGGGAAGAUCAGGAUAGUCCGGAUGAGCCGGAGCGAAAGUUUGAACCUGCCAGCCAUGGCGACGUGGAUCUAGUCGAUAUGCUGGAGCGAGAUAUUCUGCAGAAAAAUCCAAACAUUCACUGGGAUGAUAUCGCGGAUCUGCAUGAAGCGAAACGUCUGUUAGAGGAAGCCGUCGUUCUACCAAUGUGGAUGCCUGAUUAUUUCAAAGGGAUCCGACGACCUUGGAAGGGAGUUUUGAUGGUGGGACCACCAGGUACGGGCAAAACCAUGCUGGCCAAGGCGGUGGCGACCGAGUGUGGGACCACGUUUUUCAAUGUUUCCUCAUCGACGCUGACCUCCAAAUAUCGGGGAGAAUCGGAAAAACUAGUUCGACUACUUUUUGAAAUGGCCCGCUUCUACGCUCCCAGCACCAUCUUUAUCGAUGAGAUCGAUUCUCUCUGCUCAAGACGUGGUUCCGAAUCGGAGCACGAAGCUUCCCGGCGCGUUAAAUCCGAACUGCUAGUACAAAUGGACGGCGUUAGCAACGAGGAAGCGACCAAAAUCGUCAUGGUCCUGGCUGCCACUAAUUUCCCCUGGGACAUCGACGAAGCGUUGAGGCGCCGGUUGGAGAAACGUAUCUAUAUCCCCCUACCCAACAAGGAAGGACGGGAAGCCCUGCUCAAAAUCAAUCUGCGUGAAGUCAAGGUGGACGAUUCGGUUGACCUAAACACGAUCGCUGCCCGCCUGGAUGGAUAUUCCGGGGCGGACAUCACGAACGUGUGCCGCGAUGCCAGCAUGAUGUCGAUGCGGAGAAAAAUCGCAGGUCUUAAACCGGAACAGAUUCGACAGCUGGCCAAGGAGGAAUUGGACCUGCCCGUUUCCAAUCAGGACUUCACCGAGGCGAUUGGAAAGUGCAACAAGAGUGUUUCGCGGGACGAUCUCAUCAAGUAUCAGCAAUGGAUGAGGGAGUUCGGUUCGUCGUGAUGUUGCUGCUUUUCGAACAACACAAGACAGAGCCCGGAAGUGAGAGAGUGGUUUAACGUGCAAUAUUCGCAAUUAGCUCCCGCCCGCGCCAUUCUUCGAUUGAAAUUUUGUGUUUUAUUUUGAGGCGUUUCUUACAGGAUAAUUUUUUAACAUUUUUUUAUUUUUAAUCCUAUCGUGGAUAACACUUUCCCGACGAUUCAGUUGUGUCGGCUAGUCGGAUCGUAAUCGCUAAUUGUACAGUAACAGAAAUGUGUCAUUAAUUUUUGAUUCGAUAUUUGGUUCCCCGCCUAUUUGGUCAGUUUACCUCCUUUACAACAUCUAUUGCAUGUUUUGUUUAGCUGUCUUGCUGAUUUAUAU
This is a messenger RNA of Topomyia yanbarensis, 2860 nucleotides long. RefSeq names its product katanin p60 ATPase-containing subunit A-like 1 (gene Kat60). Gene Ontology annotation, molecular function: microtubule severing ATPase activity; ATP binding; microtubule binding. The coding region runs from base 875 to 2503 and encodes 542 amino acids. The transcript has 5 exons. Gene Ontology annotation, biological process: microtubule severing. Lineage: Eukaryota; Metazoa; Arthropoda; Insecta; Diptera; Culicidae. Gene Ontology annotation, cellular component: microtubule cytoskeleton. The record is from RefSeq and is a predicted model, not a curated record.